This is a messenger RNA of Mangifera indica (mango), 782 nucleotides long. RefSeq names its product 40S ribosomal protein S15a-1-like. Gene Ontology annotation, molecular function: structural constituent of ribosome. Lineage: Eukaryota; Viridiplantae; Streptophyta; Magnoliopsida; Sapindales; Anacardiaceae. The transcript is spliced from 4 exons. The record is from RefSeq and is a predicted model, not a curated record. Gene Ontology annotation, cellular component: ribosome; cytosolic small ribosomal subunit. Bases 167 to 559 code for a protein of 130 amino acids. Gene Ontology annotation, biological process: translation.
UUUACUUCUUUUGAUCACCCGAAAACCCUAGUCUUUGUGCUCACACACUCUUUCAGAGGCGGCUCUCCCUGCCCUGAUUUUCGAACGGUUCGUACAGUUAAUACAAAGUUUCAUAUUUGGGAGUCCGCGUUUUACUUUUCCGUACUAUCCCGACAUCUCGGCAACUAUGGUGAGAGUCAGUGUUCUGAAUGAUGCUCUUAAGAGCAUGUAUAAUGCUGAGAAAAGGGGAAAGCGUCAGGUCAUGAUCAGACCAUCCUCCAAAGUUAUCAUUAAGUUUCUUCUGGUUAUGCAGAAGCAUGGUUACAUUGGAGAAUUUGAAUAUGUUGAUGAUCAUAGAGCUGGCAAGAUUGUUGUUGAACUGAAUGGGAGGCUGAACAAGUGUGGUGUUAUCAGUCCUCGUUUUGAUGUUGGUGUCAAAGAGAUUGAAGGUUGGACUGCCAGGUUGCUUCCAUCAAGACAGUUUGGUUACAUUGUGCUGACAACUUCUGCUGGCAUCAUGGACCAUGAAGAGGCCAGAAGGAAGAAUGUUGGUGGUAAAGUGCUUGGUUUCUUUUACUAGGCUGAGUUUACAUCGACGAUGGGAUUUAAGUUUUGCUUUUUAGAUUUUGAUGUACUUUGGAAGAAAUUGUUUACCAGUGGAUUAGCUUUUUGGUUUUGCUUGAUUUAAUUAUGAAUUUUAAAUGCCAUUUAGUAGUUAUUGUCAUUAUUAGUUGAAGAUAAAUUAUGUUAUGUGUUCAUACAUUUAUCCAUUAGCAAGUGAUGUGGUUGUCAAUUUUCAUAAA